Lodderomyces theae is the source of this 3048-nucleotide messenger RNA. It is a transcript of the gene VPS41, whose product is annotated as Vps41p. Lineage: Eukaryota; Fungi; Ascomycota; Pichiomycetes; Serinales; Debaryomycetaceae. The transcript has a single exon. Gene Ontology annotation, molecular function: protein binding. Gene Ontology annotation, biological process: cellular response to starvation; macroautophagy; endosomal vesicle fusion. Gene Ontology annotation, cellular component: late endosome; HOPS complex. The record is from RefSeq and is a predicted model, not a curated record. The coding region runs from base 1 to 3048 and encodes 1015 amino acids.
AUGACCAACAAGAGGAGAAGCAGACUUUCAAAAAAAGGAGGUGGGGAAUACUCCAAGGCCGGUAAUGAUGUGGACGACUCUGGUAAGGACCUCGAGACACCGAGUCAAACUGAAGUGGUUGACGCUGAGAAAGACAACCACCACCUACUCCAAGGGCCAAUCAUAAAUGGAGAUAGUGAGCACCCUCAAACAAGCACACAGGAAGUUCUGACCACGACAGAGGCAGACCAAAGUACUGGAACCAAUGCAAACCAUGUAGAACCCAUUGACCCAGAGAGUCAAAAUGAGAUGGAUACCAACCACAGUGGAACUUCUGAUAUUGAAGACGCAGACGAAGACGAUGAACCACCAAAACUCAAAUACUCACGGAUAAACCAACUACCGAGCAACUUCUUUAACAAGGACCCGGUCUCGUCGUGCUUUUUCCAUGAGGAGUAUUUUAUAUUUGCCACUCACUCUGGCUUCAUUCACAUAUGCACCAGCAAAUUUGUUGCAGUACGUACAUUCAAAGCACACCGGGCAUCUGUUUUGAGCACGUAUACGGAUGGCCGCUUCUUUGCAUCUGCUUCCAUGGAUGGGACUGUAGUUAUUGGAUCGAUUGAGGAUGAGAAAGAUAUUAUUGCCUACGAUUUUCAACGACCUGUACAUGCAGUGGUACUUGAUAGCAACUACGCCUCAAAGAGAAGCUUCAUUAGUGGGGGAAUGAGUGGAAAAGUGAUAUACUCAAGAAAAAACUGGCUAGGCAAAAAGACAGACUUCGUGAUUGAUCAAAAUAACGGAGCCGUUGUUGGGUUGACCAUUAUUGGUGAUUUGGUCAUCUGGAUGAAUGAUAAGGGAAUAAAUGUGUUUCAUUUGAGUAACAGAGUGAUGAUCAAGGUGUUGGAGAAGCCAAGCGAUAGUCCGAGAAACGAUUUAUACUGGCCAAGGGUAACACAACCAGAUACAGAUAGACUCAUAAUUGCAUGGAGUAAUUAUAUUUGGUCUUUGCGAAUAUCGUUAAAAGACAACUCCGCACCGAAUGCAAAAGAUCUGGAUUCAGUGCCUGUUGUUUCAUCAGGAAUGAGCAGGAUCUUGCCGUCCACUGCAUCUAUUUCAUUCCGAGCCACACAAGAGAAGAAGGUGGAAGUGGAGCAUAUUUUCAAACUAGAUGACUUGAUAUGUGGGAUUGCAAGUUAUAAGGAUGAUUUGUGGAUGGUACUUACUUACGAGCCACCAAAACGGAAGUCGUUGGACAAGGCAAGCGGAGAAACUGCAACUGACAACAAUCCUGAUUUGAAAUUGAUUAACUCUACAACGGGUGAUGUGGAGUUUGAAGAGGAGUUAGCGUUGAAAAAUAUUCAAAAUCUAGGAUUGAAUGAUUUUACAUUGGGAGCUCAUAUUGAUCAAGUUCCAAAGUACUUUAUCAUUAGUGCAAAAGACGGAGUUGUUGCACAAGAAUACCAAUUGGACGAUAGGCUACAAUGGUAUUUGGAAAGGGACGAAUUCUUGAGAGCUUACGAAGUGAGUGAGCAUAUAGUUUCUCCAAUGAAGCGAUUGAGCUUUGGUAUCCAAUAUGUUGACCUGUUGGUGAAGGAGGACGAGUGGAAGAAAGCUGCAGAGUUUUUGAAGAAUUUGUUGCCAUUGAGGGAUGAAGCUGGAUUGGAGGAACAAACGAGCAGCCCUGAUGAAGAAGAGCUUACACUGCAGCAUGCUCUGCAUCCAGUUGAUGAAAUGCGUAAAGAGAUUAUUAGCCAGUGGCAGAUCUGGGCACAUAUUUUCAUCAACAGUGGACAUAUCGAUGAGUUGAGUCUUGUAAUACCAAAAGUCUCUGCUCUACCUGCAGGGUUGUUCACAAAGAUCUUUACAUAUUGGAUAGAAAACGGAGCAGAAAGGGCUUGCGAGUUGAUUUCGGACUGGCCUACUGAGCUAUACGACAACAACACAAUCGAGUCUGACUUGAAAAAACAAGAAUCUCACUUGAAAGAUGCCAACAGCGAACAUUACAACCAUAUAGAAAGGGCACUUGUCACAUUUUACGACAAGACAUUCCAGCCACUCAAAGCGGUUCCACGUCUUGAAAAAUUGAAGGAUAAACACAUUGUUGAGUACUUGGCAAAGAACCAUAUAUUAAAAAAUUUCGUGUCGCAAUUGCCAACAUUUAUUACACUACAAUUUGAUGAUGAUGAAGCUAUUUCAAGGUGGCCAAUUGAUAAACUUGGUGAAAAGCUAUCACCCACAGUUGACACCUUGGUGGAUCAUCGGCUUGAAAUACCCUCGUCUGAGAUUGUUGAAUUGUUUAAAUCUCAUCCGCGAUUGUCAUUUAUCAACUACUUCUAUUUAGCUCGGUUGCAAGAGAUAGACAAAUUGUUGGUUAAAGAUUACGGAGAUGAGUUGAUUGAAUUGUACUCCAAUUAUUCGAGACGCAACUUACUACCGUUUUUUGUGGCUAGUGAUGAAAAUGAUUCCUUGCAAAACACAUACGACGUUGACAAGGCUAUUGAAAUUUGCAAACAAAACAACUUUUACCAAGAAUUGAUCUAUUUGUUGGGCAAGAUUGGCGAAAAUAAACAGGCACUAAACUUGGUGAUUAAUAAGCUUGGUGAUCCACAGAUGGCCAUUGAGUUUGCCAAAAGGUUGAACGAUAAAGAUACCUGGAGCUCACUCAUUGACCAAUCUUUGGAUAAGCCAAACUUUCUAAAGAUUUUGAUUGAGCAAUCGGAUGAGUCUACAAACCCUUUUUAUGAUCCGGUAAGCAUUUUGACAAAGAUUACAACAAAAUUUGAUUCAGGGUCAAAAGUUGGUGAGAAUGACGAUGGUUUAGACGAAGUGCAUCUGCAAAUUUAUAGACAAUUGAGUCAAAGUAUAAUUGAGUUUUCCAAAAAUAACGAUUUGAACAGGUUGAUAAACCAAGUUGUGUUGAAAAUGAUUGAUCAAAGUUCGCAAGAAAUUGCCCAGUUCUUGAAGCAGUCGUUAUUGCUGGGACGCCAAUAUGAUUUAGAAAAGGAUGAUGAAAAAUCCGUCCAGAUCGAGACUAGUUUACAGAACUGGGAGCCAAUUGUACUAAAUUAA